AUGAGACGUAAAUUUUUUAUUGGAAAAGACGGAACAAAAUGGAAUAGAAAACCAAAUGUUCGUGUAAGAAUCGCGAAUUCUAAUAAAGUUACAGAAAAAUCAGGAGUUAAACUUAUAGCUAAAAGUGCAAAACCAAUUUUGGAGUGUUGGAUGUUAUUUUUUUCAAAUGGUAUGUUGGAGCAUAUAGUAAAAAUGACGAAUAUAUUUAUUGAAAAAGUUCGACCUAAUUACAAUAGAGAAAGAGAUGCUUCGGAAACAUGUGUUCGCGAAAUUAAAGCACUUUUGGGCAUAUUAUAUACAAUUUAUAUUUAUACAAGUUAA
This is a messenger RNA of Cinara cedri, 321 nucleotides long. The record is from the annotation of a GenBank genome assembly. NCBI's taxonomy places the organism in Eukaryota, Metazoa, Arthropoda, Insecta, Hemiptera, Aphididae.